GCCCCUCGCUCGCUCUCUCCCUCCCUCCGGCCAGGGACUGCCCCCGAGCUCAGCGGGGCGAGUUGGCCGUGGCUGGUCGUGCGCGUCGCGAGCGCUCUGGCUCACCUGGACAACCCUCAUCCCCGCCCCGCGCCUGGUCCCAGCUAAACUUCUCCGAGAGCGUCGGUCGGGCAGCGCGCGGUCCCCCUCGCGUUCUUGCUCCCCUGGCAGACGGCGGCGGCGGCGGCGGCGGAGUCGGGACGCGCGGCGAGAGGGGCGCCCCCGCCGGCCCCUCUGGGAACAUGGCGACCGGCGGCUACCGGAGCGGCGGCAGCACCACGGACUUCCUGGAGGAGUGGAAGGCGAAGCGCGAGAAGAUGCGCGCCAAGCAGAACCCCGCCGGCCCGGGUUCGGGCGCCGGCGAGCCGGCCGCCAAGUCUCCAGCGGGGCAGCUGUCCCCAACCGCGGCCGCCGGGACCUCGGAGCUCAACCACGGCCCCGCGGGCGCGGCCGCACCUGCUGCCCCCGGCCCCUCCGCCCUGAACUGCGCUCUCGGUCCCUCCGCGCUGUCCCGCUCGGCUCCCGGCUCCGCGCGGCGGCCGGAGGAUGAAUGCUCGACCUCCGCUGCAGCCGCGGGAGCUCCGGCGUCCCGGGGCGACGAGGAGGAGCCGGACGGAGCCCCGGAGAAGGGCCGCAGCUCGGGGCCCAGCGCCAGGAAAGGCAAGGGGCAGAUCGAGAAGAGGAAGCUGCGGGAGAAGCGGCGCUCCACCGGCGUGGUGAACAUCCCCGCCGCGGAGUGCUUAGAUGAAUACGAAGACGAUGAAGCCGGGCAGAAGGAGAGGAAGCGAGAAGACGCCAUCACGCAGCAGAACACCAUGCAGAACGAAGCUGCCAGCCUCUUGGAUCCAGGCACUUCCUUCCUGUCCCAGGACCCGUCAAGAACAGUUCCAGGCAGAUACAAGAGCACAACCACUGCCUCAGAGGAUGAUGUCUCAAGCAGAUACCCCCGGACAGACAGAAGUGGCUUCAACAGACACAGCAGAGAUGCAAAUAGCACAUUGGAAAAGAGAAUUGAAGAUCUCGAGAAGGAAGUAGUAAGAGAAAGGCAAGAAAACCUUAGGCUGCUGAGGCUGAUGCAGGAUAAAGAAGAAAUGAUCGGAAAACUCAAGGAGGAGAUUGAUUUGUUAAAUAGAGACCUAGACGACAUAGAAGAUGAAAACGAGCAACUAAAGCAGGAAAAUAAAACUCUUUUGAAAGUUGUUGGACAGCUGACGAGGUAGAAGACUCGAGGCUCGGUGUGGAGAACUCUACUUUUAAACUACUGAUUGAAUGUCAUGGCUAAGGCAAAGAUGAUGUUCCUGUGAUGGAAUACGAUGAGAUAACUGUAUAUUUAUUUCCAGACACCAGAUGGAUAUUGGUUUUCAAAGUUAACUCUUUUUCCUUGUUAGUUUUCAAAAGUAUCAACCUUGUAUUUCACAAAUUAUAGUAACACUUUUAGUUAUCAAAAUGAUAUAGGUAAUGUCUCUUGGUUUUGUGUAAUAUUCCAGUCAUACAUGGUUCAAAGUAACAGCCAUUUGCAUGUUUUAUCUAUGUCCGUACCUUUUCUCCCUAAAGGAACAUGCAUAGUCUUUGUUUACAUGAAUUCAAUACUAGGGGGAAUUGCCUACAGAUGCCUUAUUACUAAUGUGUGCGGCCUUCUGUGUGUUAGUACUCACUCAGAAAGACCUGUCACCUGUGGUCACCUGCUCUUCCCACUUGCUCUAAUGACUUUGAGUAGCAGUAGACACACUAUUUUGUAUAGCAGUAAUCUUUGAAAGGAAAUCUAUUUUACAGAGUUACCUAAUAUGUUCUAGCUGGCUAAAUAUAAUCUUAAGAGAAUACUUGAACUGUGUUAUAGUGAGUGAAAAUUUACUAUUCUGUGUUUGAAUAUUGAGAAACUUCAAUUACUUCCGAAAACCAGUUAAUGUAUAGUUUUUUUGUUUUUGUUUUUUGUUAAGUGAGUUUUUAUCAUGAAAAAGCAAUGUGAUCUAGGAAACUGACACACUGGUAUCUUUCUAAGAAAAUGACAUAGCAGAUUUUCUUAAAUAAUUUACAAAGAGCAGGAAUUAGUGUUCCCUGCCCACCCACAAUGCCCUGCCCUGAGCUGAUAAGUAGGCCCCAAGAGCUCAGGCUUGCAAAGUCUACAAAUAUCUCCUCUAUUCCUGUGGGGCCCUGUAAUGUAUAGUUUCUUAUGUAGGUACUAUCUAUCAGGUGGUUUUUGUUUUUUAUUGCUCUAUGGUUUAUUAGUAAAUAUGGGAUAUUUAAAAAGUUGUGUAUUCUUCUGGCUUCAAGUUGUGUACAGUUUCAGUGUUGAAGAAGAAAAUCAGUGCUUUUAAUACCAUGUGCUUCAAAAAUCAGAACCAAAAUAUUUUUCCACACUUAAAAUGUGUAUACGUUUGUUAACCUGUGUAAGUAAGCUCAGCUGAUUCCUGAGUCGGAGAAACACUGGGAUGUGGUUUUUCUUCAUGAGAGAAUAGUCCCAUGCCACAAGGGCUACUGCUUCCUAACACUGAAAAUUUUGAAAAUUCUACAUCCACCUUAUUUGAAGAUUUAUAAAAAUAAAGUUGUCUUCUGUUAAAUGUUCUUAGUAUUAUUGUUGUCUUGUGUUGUGUUUCUGUAUUAAGACCCCUCGCCCUCCGUUAACACACGGGCACCUCGUAGUUGAAUCUUCCCGGUUUUCUUCUCUCUUUUUAAUGGUUCUGGGGACUGAACCUGGCAGGCACUCUGGACGGGAGAAUUUCAGGUAGACAGCCUGUUUGUUCAUCAACAUUCAGAACUUGAACAUUGGGUGCCCUGCUGGCUUUUUUUAUUCCACUUACCAAUUCCAUUCAUGUAUUUUUGCUGGAAAAACAGGGAAGAUGAGGCAAUUGGGGAAUACUACCUUCUAGAAGUCUCUUCAUUGGCCACCAGUGUCUCUCCAACCCCUCACUUCAGAAGUUUGGGGUUGACCUUCAGAACCUCUUGAGGAACAGAAACAUGAGUUCCUGCUGUAGCCCAGAAGAGACAUAGUUUAGACCUUGGUCUGGUCAGCACCUGCCAAAGACACUCCCUCUCUCCAUGCCCUUUGAUGUGUAGAUGUUGAUGCUACCAUUCUGUGCUUGAAGACUUGAACCAGGGCCUGCAAUGGCCCCUCUGGUAAAAGUUCCUCCUCUCAGCCCUGGUAAGCCUAGGCUUCAAACUCCAGAACCCACAUGGUAGCAGAAGACCCAGCUCCCAUGAGUUGUCCUCUGUAAGCAUACAUACACACACACACACACACACACACACACACACACACACACACACACACACACAGAGGCACUUUCACACUAGAUGUAAAGAUAAUAAAGUGAACCAUUAUUCAAGAAAACCUGAGUCCAUAUUUGUCUUUUAUUUUGAAAUUUUACGGUCUCCCUUUACAGCCCAGCCUGGCUUGAGACUCAUUCUGUCACCCAGACCAGCCUCAUGAUCCUCCUGCUUAGGCCUUUUUAAAUUUUUUAUUUAUGUUUAUUUUGCUUAGCUAUAUUUCCUAACAUGGUAGAGUUGCAUCUUCACCCUGAUCCCGAGUCAAAUAGUGAGAGAUAAGUGUUUUGUAUUAAAAUUUUCAUAUGUGUUUCCAGCAGGCAUUUAAGUGGAUAUCUGCUGACUCCUCCACUUAGCCGAGUAUAGUCCAUGAAGUGCAUACCACGUGCGUGAAGUACAGCCUUAGCUAGCAUAAGUCUGUCCCAUCUGAAUGGCUGGUUCCAGAGUAGGCUUUUGUCACUAUUCAGCCCUUGUCUGGCAGGUCUAGUUGGUAGGGACUGUUUCAUUUGCUGAAACAUUUCUAAUCAAUAAAGGGAAAUAACCGACACACAUUGGGAAGAUUAUUGCCGUGUGUUAAUGUAAUUACAAAUUUAGAAAAGAUCAUUAAGAAAUGCCAUAAGUAAAAAAGAUUGAAUGUAUGGCACAUACAAAAAAUGUUGGUUAUAUUUGAAUGGAAUUGGUUGGUUAUAUUCAAAUUUGUAUUUUUGUAUGCCAUCAUCUGUCUAACCUUCAGUUCAUAUGCUGCCAGGCACUGUUAAUUAAAGUGGUAAAUCACUUGAUGGACAUUGAUUGAUUCUCCGUUUUAUUUUGGUUUCCCUUCUGCAUGCCGAAUUGAGUGUAUGGUUUGCUUUGUUUUGUUUUGACUGUUGUGUUGUUUUGUCAACUUACUCCUUAAAAUUUUUUGCUUCACAGUGUGGGGAUUUUGUUCUCAUGUAUUUUCUUUUUCUCUAAAUAUAAAAAGCAAAUGGCCAUUGCUACCAGCAAAAGUCAUAUGACAGCUAAGAUUUACUGUCUGGUUAAGAUCAGGAGUUCUGAAUCCAAAUAUUUGUGAAAAUUAUUUAGAUUAAGUAAAAAGUGUUGUAUGAACAGCUUUGGACAUUCCCAUUGUGUGGACUUGAUUAUGACAGAGUCAGCUCAGUACAGAUUCACGUUUGUAAUAAGCUUUGCAUGUAAAACAAUGAACUCUCAAUAAAAAGUACAUUUUCAUCUCCUGUUCAA
Molecule: messenger RNA, 4518 nt
Organism: Mesocricetus auratus (golden hamster)
Lineage: Eukaryota; Metazoa; Chordata; Mammalia; Rodentia; Cricetidae
Gene: Pawr
Product: pro-apoptotic WT1 regulator
Exons: 7
Coding region: 282-1259 (325 amino acids)
Biological process (GO): positive regulation of apoptotic process; apoptotic process
Cellular component (GO): cytoplasm
Source: RefSeq, a predicted model, not a curated record